AUGAGCAAUGGGAACAGUGGAGUCUGCGGGAGACGUCCAUUGGCACCCAGCCAUGGUGGUUCGGUAAGGAUUAUCGGAGGCACAGAUGCUCUGCCAGGAACAUGGCCAUGGCUUGUUAGCAUCCAGGUCCCGACACAUGAAGGGUACAGGCACACCUGCGGAGGCUCCCUUAUCAGUUCGCGCUGGGUUGUCACUGCAGCCCACUGCUUCUUAAAUAAAAGGUUUCUGGAUCACUGGAAGCUGGUGUUGGGGGCUGCCCAACUUUCUCAACCUAGCCCUGAUGUCCAGGAGCGCACCAUCAAGGACCUGGUGGUACAUCCACAGUAUGUACAACGGAUAAAUCUCAACGAUAUUGCCUUGAUGGAGCUGAGUGAGCCAGUCAACUGCACCGACUACAUCCAGCCCGCCUGCUUGCCUGAUGUGAAUUUAGCCGUUUCCUCGUUGACUCAUUGUUUCGUCAGUGGCUGGGGAGUGACAGAUGUGUCAAAGCCAGGCGUGACAUCUGACAUCCUGCAAGAGGCCAAAGUCAACCUCAUCCCAUCCGACACCUGCAACAGCAGCUCCUGGUACUACAAGCGUAUCCAUUACAACAAUCUCUGCGCGGGACAUGAGCAAGGAGGCAUUGACAGCUGCCAGGGUGACAGCGGCGGCCCCCUCAUGUGCAGAGAAUCGAGGUCUGAACGCUUCUGGGUUGUUGGGGUCACUAGCUGGGGGACUGGCUGUGCCAGAGCUCAGAAGCCGGGCAUCUAUACCUCCACGCAACACUUCCUUGACUGGAUGAAAUGGUCAACCAAAGAGAACUUUUCCAAGACCAAAGAAAACUAUAAGAUUGUACUUGGCUCCAACCGGGUCACGCAGCUGGGCCCUGAUUCUCAGCAACGCUUCAUCGAGAGGCUGGUGAACAAUGAAAACGACAACAAUCAACUGAGCAAAGGAGAAACGGUGUUCAGUGACAUUUCUCUGUUGGACAAGCCGGUCAACUGCAGCAACUACAUCCAGCCAGCCUGUUUGCCUGAUGAAACAGAGACAGUUUUGACGCUCACCCAUUGCUACGUCAGUGGCUGA
Rhineura floridana is the source of this 1065-nucleotide messenger RNA. Its product is annotated as acrosin-like. Gene Ontology annotation, biological process: proteolysis; acrosome reaction. The transcript has 6 exons. Lineage: Eukaryota; Metazoa; Chordata; Lepidosauria; Squamata; Rhineuridae. The record is from RefSeq and is a predicted model, not a curated record. Gene Ontology annotation, molecular function: serine-type endopeptidase activity. Bases 1 to 1065 code for a protein of 354 amino acids.